Empidonax traillii (willow flycatcher) is the source of this 2938-nucleotide messenger RNA. RefSeq names its product calpain small subunit 2 (gene CAPNS2). The coding region runs from base 613 to 1362 and encodes 249 amino acids. The record is from RefSeq and is a predicted model, not a curated record. The transcript has a single exon. NCBI's taxonomy places the organism in Eukaryota, Metazoa, Chordata, Aves, Passeriformes, Tyrannidae. Gene Ontology annotation, molecular function: calcium ion binding.
CAUUCUUGCCUCCUCAUCUUAGACCAUUGGCGCCUUUAAGCCUGCAGUUGGAGUCCUGAAGCACAGUACAUACAUUAGAAAUGUGGUGUGGCAACCAGAAUAAGGGCAAAGAAGCCUCCCUUCAUUUUUCUUAUCUGGCACAACAGCACUAGUAACUAGAAGUAGGAAAGUAAUGCUCAAUUCACGAAAAAGUUGAAGGGAUGAAAGACUGCUAGAACAGGCAGGUGCAAGGCUGAGUUCGUCUUUAAGGAGAUCAGCAUACCUGAGGAUCAGUCACUCAUGUAGCAGGGCUCUUUUCGAAUUGCUUCAGGUAUGAGCACAGGCAUCUUGAGACUUCUGCUCUGUGGCUUUCAACCUCAUCGUUUUUUUCUCUGAAGUGAUUCCUCAAAUCACAUAAAGCUAAGCACGCGAAGAAGAGAAGAAGAAAUACAGGCGUAUCAUCACCUGACAGAAAUCAGUGAGACCUCCCUGGCAGCCAGAGACAUGCACAGACCUGGUGAAGUCUGAGCAUGCAGAUAGGCUGUGCUUUGCCCACGCCCAAGUCAGACACUGUAUAGCUACAGAGAGUUACAGGAGCUCUGGAUCUCUGACUCCCUUCAAUAAAUCUUGACGAUGUUCCUUGCUAAAGCUUUGCUGAGCGGAGGAAGUGGCAGUGGUCGUGGAGGGAGCCUUGCACGUGGCCUUGGAGGUCUCCUAACAGGAGGUGGUGGACAUGGAGCGAAUAUUGGAGGACUCGUCGGAGGUCUUGUCAAUCUUAUAAGUGAAGCAGCAGCUCAGUAUAAUCCAGAGCCGCCUCCACCUCCUCGCAAUCAUUUUACAAAUGUGGAAGCUUAUGAGAGCGAGGAGAUCAGACAGUUUCGUCGCCUUUUUGCCCAGCUGGCUGGAGAUGAUAUGGAAGUGUGUGCCACAGAGCUGAGGGACAUCCUGAACAAAGUUGUUUCCAGACAUCAAGACUUGAAGACGGAUGGCUUCAGCUUGGACACGUGCCGUAGCAUGGUAGCCGUCAUGGACUGUGACACAAACGGCAAACUGGGCUUUGAAGAGUUUAAGUACCUGUGGAACAACAUCAAGAAGUGGCAGUGUGUGUACAAGCAGUAUGACACUGAUCAGUCGGGCACUCUUGGGAGAGCUCAGCUGCCGAACGCCUUGAAGGCUGCAGGGUUCCACCUGAAGGCAGAACUCCUCCAGGUCAUCGUGCGCAGAUACGCCGACGAGGACGGCAGCAUGGAUUUCAACAGCUUCAUCAGCUGCUUGGUGCGGCUGGACAGCAUGUUCCGCACCUUCAAGUCCCUGGACCGAGAUGGAAGUGGGCAGAUCAAGGUGACCAUUGAGGACUGGCUGCAGCUGACCAUGUAUUCCUGAAGGCAUAGCAGAGAAGAGCAAGCUUCGUCUGGAAGAUACACAGGGAAGGCUGCAAUCCUGUGCUGUAGAACUGCAGUCUUUUCCUUGUUCUAAGGCAGAUGGAGCCAGGGGUGCAUGUCUCAGCUUCAAGUGUUGUGAUUCCUCUUGUGCAUGCAUUAGUCUGCUUUUCUGAAGGGUUUGUGUAAGUUGUCGACUGGACAUAAGUCUGUCUCAGAAAACUAACUCCAGACUCUUAAAGUGAGGGAAUAUAUUGAAAGGACCAAAACUUUGCUAUUUCUUUACCUAAAGUGGCUUGUUUAUGAGUGUAACUAUUAUAUAAAAAGCUCCUGCAUUUAGUGUUGAUGUUGCUGUUCUGGUUUGUCAGCAGUCACUAAGCUUGAAUAAAAGUCUGUUUGCCUGAAGGCAAUCACUGGUAGAGUCAUGCAGUUAUUUCUAACAGGGGGAAGAACUUUGGAGUUGCAAUAACUGUAAUACCAGAGAAUUUACAUAACCAUUUAAUUUCCUUCCUACUUAUGCUUUUCAUGCUUGGCUGCUGAAGCAAAACCUAAGUUGUACUGUCACUUCUACCUGCUGGUCAGGGCAAAAUUGAAAACUUAUAUGAGGCUACUUUUGCAACAGUUUUCUCCUUCCUACAAUUCUAUGAACUACUCUUUUCUCUCUUUCCUUCAAGCUUUAGUAUAGUUAUAAUGCAAACAACUUAAAAAACUGCAUUUAUAUUUAGAGAAAUUUGCUGUAAUGAUGCAGUGACAUAGCAGACAGCUAGCCCAAAUCAAGCUCUGGCUAUCCAAGGUAAGUUUCAUCAGGGUGCAGCAUCCCACUCUGGCUUGUUAUGUAUUUCUGGCUAAGAUGUCAACUUUUGGGAAAAAAAAAAUGGGAAAGCAUGAACUGUCAAAGGUACAUUUCUUUGAAUUAAGGAUUACACAGUUGAUCAAAGCAGCUCUUGCACAAGGCAAAUUUCUCAGCAGGCGCUGCCGCUUUAAAUAAAAAUUGUCUGGGGUGACUCACUGAGAAACACCACACAAUACCUGCAGGGCAUCUGCAUGUUAAUGGGUAUGUGGUUUGGUUUUGUUUGGAAACUUCCUUAGCUUUGAUUUCUAAAUCUUGCAGUUACACUUAGCAAGCAGUAUUUUCCAGAUUGCUGAUAAGUCCUUCCCUGCUCUACUUAGGGAAGCCUUUUACUUGAAACUUAGGAGAAAAUAACUUAAAAUUUUUGCCCAGACUUUUUUUCCUCCUGCACUUUUUUUAAUAGCAAGCUGGGUGGGUAACAGAAAAAGCCCAAGCUGUGAUGAAAGAGGUCAGUUCCUUCCUGAUGGCAUUCACUCCACUCCCAGUUAUCCUGUGGAAAAGCACAUAGUGCCAUUUGGGCUCUGAGUAAUAGAAAAGUGUGCACAAGGUAAAGAGUGAUGCCUCCAGGUGAGCACCAUCCUACCAGGUUGGUUUCAGAAAUUUCCCUUUCUGACUAGUUAGAACUUGCAAGAAGCAAGAGGUGAUGGAAAUUUGGGAGUUACAGCAAUAGCCUCUUACAUGAUGAGCCUGGGUAUGAACACGAGAGGCGCAUCUGCAGUUCCUCCACAAA